AAUGAAGUGUGACAGUAGCCCUACUCGCCGCCGCCAUGGAGCAGCCGCGCGCUGCUGCUCGCCUGCGGAGGAUUCUGGGGCACCUUGGCGGUUCCUCGGUUCGGGCCGUGGUAUCCUUUGGGGUAGCUCACCGCACAUCAGGGAAGAUUACCCCUGCAAAUUUCCAUCCUCAGCAAUUCCAGUAUACUUUGGAUAAUAAUGUGCUGAGCCUGGAUCAGAGAAAAUUUUAUGAAGAAAAUGGAUUUCUUGUUAUUAAAAAUCUAGUAUCUGAUGCUGAUAUUCAACACUUUAGGGUUGCAUUUGAAAAGAUCUGCAGCGAGGAGUCCAAACCAGCAGGACUCAUGAUAAUAAGAGAUGUGUCCUCUGUGGAAUCAGAGAAUAUACCAAGUGAGGAAACAAUUGCAAGGAUUCAAGAUUACCAGGAAGAUAAGGAGCUCUUUAGAUACUGCACUCUCCCAGAGAUUCUGAAGUAUGUGGAGUGCUUCACUGGACCCAAUGUCAUGGCCAUGCACACAAUGCUGAUAAACAAACCUCCAGAUACGGGCAGGAAGACUUCCCGGCACCCCUUGCACCAGGAUCUGCACUUUUUCCCCUUCAGGCCCAGCAAUCGCAUUGUGUGUGCUUGGACCGCCAUGGAGCACAUUGACGGGAACAACGGCUGUCUGGCUGUCCUCCCAGGCACCCACAAACUUCCCCUGAAGCCACAUGACUACCCCCAGUGGGAGGGUGGAGUUAACAUUUUCUACCAUGGGAUCCAGAACUAUGACCAGGACCAUGCCCGAGUGCACCUUGUGAUGGAGAAGGGAGACACCGUUUUCUUCCACCCAUUGCUCAUCCAUGGAUCUGGUCGGAAUCAAACUCAAGGAUUCCGGAAAGCAAUUUCCUGCCAUUUUGCCAGUUCUGAUUGCCACUACAUCGAUGUGAAGGAUACCAGUCAAGAACACAUUGAGAAAGAAGCUGUGGGAAUAGUAGAUAAAUUCUACGGAAGUGACAGUGGCUUAGACUUGAAGAAUGCAGUGAACAAUCUGUAAUGCACCUGCUGUAAAGGACAAAUUGAAGACCCAGAGACUGGACUAAGUAACAGAGCUAGAUUUCAAAGUCAGGCCUAAUUCUGAAAUCAUUCUUUCCACAAUACCUUGCUGUCUGCUCAACCAGAAACAAGAAACAAGAAAUUAGAAGGUCUCAAUUGCUUUAUUAAUAAUUGCAGCAGGGUGCGUUGUGACACAUGCCUGUAAUCCCAGCUACUUCACAGCUUGGCUGAGGCAGGAGGAUUGCAAGUGAGGCCAGCCUCAACAACUUAGUGAGCCUCUGUCUCAAAAUGGAAAAUAAAAAGCCUGGGGAUAUAGAUCAGUGGAGAGUGGCCCUGGGUUCUAUCUCCAGUACCCCCCUCCCCAUACCAAGUAAGCCAGUAUACACCGUACCAUAUUCACUUCUACGAUCUCAUCAGAGUUGCAACCUCAAAGUGGUUCAGGCAAGUAAUAAAAAGACAAGCUGAGAGAAGGGUUGUGAGCUACUGUGACUGAGCAUCACAGCCACCCUCCUGGUGUAUAACCUGUGAUCAGCGAGGCCGACAGCUUGGGGAUCCACUGACUCCAUGCAAUUGGCAUUGUUUUAAUUGUUGGCAAUAGAAUUAAUUGCAGUUUCAAAGCUUGUUUAUUUAUUAAUCAAUAUAAGAAUCAUAGCAUUGUUUUCCUAGUUAAGCAUUUGUAGAGCCUAGAAAUCUUUGUGGGGAAUAGGCCAAUGGAUGUGUUCCACACACUCA
Marmota monax (woodchuck) is the source of this 1762-nucleotide messenger RNA. RefSeq names its product phytanoyl-CoA dioxygenase, peroxisomal. Bases 36 to 1031 code for a protein of 331 amino acids. The record is from RefSeq and is a predicted model, not a curated record. Lineage: Eukaryota; Metazoa; Chordata; Mammalia; Rodentia; Sciuridae. Gene Ontology annotation, molecular function: phytanoyl-CoA dioxygenase activity. Gene Ontology annotation, biological process: fatty acid alpha-oxidation. The transcript is spliced from 9 exons.